AUGAUCACUGUCAUCUUUGCCAGCGCGGACGGAAACUACGAGGUCACGCUGAUGACAAAAGCGACGCUCAAGUACACGGGGGAGGUGGUGUGGAGGCCGCCAGCCAUCUACAAGUCUUCGUGUGAGAUCGACGUCGAGUGGUUCCCCUUCGACGAACAGUCCUGCAAUAUGAAGUUUGGCUCCUGGACCUACGACGGUCUCCAGGUGGACCUGAAGCACAGAGAGCAGAAGAAGGGCAGCAACCUGGUGAAGAUAGGCAUCGACCUCAAGGAGUUCUACAUGUCGGUGGAGUGGGACAUCUUGGAGGUCCCCGCCAGGAGGAACCAGGAGUACUUCCCGGACCUGGAAGAACCUUACCCAGAUAUCACGUUCAACCUGAUUUAUAAGGGAGGAGACGCUUUUCACAGUCCGGCCAACCUGCAGGUGACUCUCUGUAUCUCCAUCCUGCUCUCCCUCACCGUGUUCUUCCUCCUGCUCGCUGAGAUCAUCCCCCCAACGUCACUGGCCGUGCCUCUGCUUGGAAAGUACCUGCUCUUCACCAUGAUCCUGGUGACGCUCUCCAUCUGCGUCACCGUCGGCGUCCUCAACGUUCACUUCAGGUCGCCGUCCACACACAAGAUGUCGCCGUGGGUGAGGCGAGUGUUUAUCAACGUGAUGCCUCGUCUCCUGCUGAUGCGCCGCCCUCAGUAUGACCCCAGAGACAGGCACGACAAGAACCCCUCUGAGCAGGAGUACAUAGAUGGCCUCGGCGAUGGAGAGAUCUG
Messenger RNA from Homarus americanus (American lobster), 764 nucleotides. RefSeq names its product acetylcholine receptor subunit beta-like 2. The record is from RefSeq and is a predicted model, not a curated record. Gene Ontology annotation, molecular function: acetylcholine-gated monoatomic cation-selective channel activity; transmembrane signaling receptor activity. Gene Ontology annotation, biological process: signal transduction; regulation of membrane potential; monoatomic ion transmembrane transport. Gene Ontology annotation, cellular component: postsynaptic membrane; synapse; neuron projection. NCBI's taxonomy places the organism in Eukaryota, Metazoa, Arthropoda, Malacostraca, Decapoda, Nephropidae.